Hirundo rustica (Barn swallow) is the source of this 1323-nucleotide messenger RNA. It is a transcript of the gene EEF1E1, whose product is annotated as eukaryotic translation elongation factor 1 epsilon 1. The record is from RefSeq and is a predicted model, not a curated record. Gene Ontology annotation, biological process: positive regulation of DNA damage response, signal transduction by p53 class mediator. Gene Ontology annotation, cellular component: cytoplasm; nucleus; aminoacyl-tRNA synthetase multienzyme complex. NCBI's taxonomy places the organism in Eukaryota, Metazoa, Chordata, Aves, Passeriformes, Hirundinidae. The coding region runs from base 12 to 608 and encodes 198 amino acids. The transcript has 4 exons.
GUUGUCCGCCAAUGGGGCGAGCGGUUGUUGCCGCGCUCCUUCUCUCUGUCCCGCGUGUCCCGCCGCAAAAGAUGGCGGCAGCCGUGCGGGGCACGGAGGAGCUGGAGCUGCUGGAGCGGCUGCUGGGGCUGCCGGGCGGGAACAAGUACGGCGUCCAGGGGGAGCGGAAGGUUCCUGUUCUUCAAACCAACAAUGGCCCUGGGCUGACGGGAUUGAUGACCAUUGCUGCCCACUUGGUCAGGCAGGCUAGGAAAGAGCAACUGCUGGGAAGCAGUGCCGAGGAGAAGGCAGUGGUGCAGCAGUGGCUGGAAUACAGAGUGACCCGAGUGAACGGAGGCUCCAGUAAGGAAGAUACUAGAACAAUUCUGAAGGAUCUUAACAUGCACCUUGAAGAUAAAGUCUACCUUGCAGGAAACAUUUUUACCUUGGCAGACAUUUUGAUGUACUAUGGAUUGCAUCAUAUCAUGGUGGACCUCACAGUGCAAGAAAAGGAGAAAUACCUUAAUGUGUCUCGUUGGUUCAACCACAUUCAGCAUUACCCAGGUGUCCGACAGCAUCUGUCCAACGUCGUCUUUAUCAAGAACAGAUUAUACACUAAUGCUCAUUAAGGCAGAUCUUAAUGUCAUGUUGUAAUGAGGUGUGGGAGUUUAGAAAUUGUACUGUCCAAAGCCACUAACCUGCAAAUACUGUUUCGUAACCUUCUGUAUGUGAACCGAAACUGUCAAUGCCUCAAAUAAUACAACUGCAUUGAAUUGCUGUUGUUCAUUCAAGACUUUGAACUAAAGAAUUGUUAUUGUGUAUCUGAUUAAAUGCAAAAAUGGUGGAAAGAUGAAAAUGGAGUUUUAAUUCACUAUUUUUUAAAAAAUUAAAGUUCUUUUAAUUAAACAUUCAAGUGAAAUUACAUUAUCUUUACCAUCAAUUAUUCACUCCUUUUGCUAUUUAUUGAAUUUUUAUGUAUGUCAACCAGCUUUCCUUUCAUUUUGUUUUCCGUGGAUGUUUACACUAGUUUUGUACAAGUUAAGAGCUAUAUUGUGUGCCAAGGAUGUGAAAAAGGGAACAUGCAAAUGUUACAAAGUAUUUAUGUGACCGAAUAAAUUAUUUUAAAACUGUAGUCCUAAUUUGGCUGUGAAACUUACUAGGUUUUUUUCUCAGUAAAAUUAUUUUAAAAGGUUAGUUUACUUCCUGCUUCAUUUUGUGGUGUACUGUUUCGAAUCUAGAAGCAUUUCCUUUCAAACUGGGUAGCAAAGUUAGUGUUGUUAAAGAUUUUGCAUGUGCCUUGCUUCGUUUUUCACUUGAGUGCAAAUGCACUUUUCCCACCCCCCC